CGGGCACGCCGCACCGCGUGCCGCUGCGUCUGGCCUGCGCCGCGCACCACGCCGCCUUCUACGUCAUGACCGAGGACGCCUGGUGCGCCUUCACGCUCGACGAGGAAGCGAUACGGACGGGCUUCGUGGUGGCGGGUGCGUUCAGCGUAGGACCGGUGUACUGGGAGGGCGGAGCAAGGCACGGGCUAGUGGCGCACCGCGCACCGACGCCGGGACUGCGCUCGGCUGCGCUGCGUCUGCUCAGCUCUACGGCUGUGGUGCGCCCGCUCACCAUUGUUGCCGACUCCAUCAUGUUUAGCACCGACCACAUCACGCUUCGAACUCCGGAGAAGGAGUACGAUAUACUGCUGGAGGGGGACCCUGUGUGCCCCUACCACGUGCACCUCGGCAGCGCCUUCCCCGAGCGCCCGCUGGCCGCCACCGUGCAUCUGCUCAACCACAGUGCUGUGCCGUACUCUUACUACUGGAGUGUUCGGCCCUGGGACAAGAUAUUGCUAUCCGCAGAGAAACAGCACUCUGAAGUUUUCUCUGAAGUCAUUGAGAGCGAGCUGACGUCCCUGCACACGGAGUCCGUGAGCGCGAUCCGUGUGGAGCCGGUGCGGGGCGCGGCGGGCGCUCGUAGCUCGCUCGCCGUGCACGUGUGCGCGCCGCGCGCCGGCGCUGACUGCGGCCUGCACCGCCUCGUGCUCAUGCUUAUUUUGACAGAUAUCCCUCGGGAGAGUUUGGGUCCUGAAUAUGACGACAUCAUACUUAGCACCAAAACAGUCGAGGAAGAGGAAAUUCCUGGACUUUGCGAGGCGUGGUCGCGGGAGGUGUGCGAGGUGCUGGUGACGCAGCUGGAGGUGUGGUGGGAGGUGGUGCCGAUGCGCUACGUGCUGCACCCGCCCGUGCUCCACCUCACACACACCAGAAGGGUGAGCUCGGUGGAGCUGCAGGUGGAAGUGACGCAGCUGCACGCGGGCGGCGCGGCGCGCGCGGAGUGGCGCGGCGACGUGCAGACGCUGCCGCCGCUCGCGCCCUUGCAGGCCGGCCGCUCCGUGCGCCACCGCCUGAAGGUGCCGCUAGCCGCCGCGCAUCACGAGGCCAUCACCAAUAUCUUCCAGUUGGAGGCGUCGGAGGGCGAGUGGCGCGCGUGGUGCGUGGUGAGGUCCCGUUGCGCCUUGCCGCGCCCCGCGCUGCUGCCCGCCUGCCGCCGGCUGGGCGCCGCGCCACCCGCCGCGCCGCUCGCCGCCGCGCUCACCGUCUGCAACAACACUCAGAGCAUGAUAACUUGGCGUGUGAACAUUUACCCGUGGUGGUGCCCCCGGGGGGGCGCGCGAUGCCUGGUGGGCGAGCAGGAGGUGGUGGGGGCGGCGGGGGGCGCGGGCGAGCUGUGCGCCGUGUGCGCCAGCAGCUGCUGCGCGUGCGGCGCGUUGGCCCCCGCAGCCGGCGACCUGCCGCACGCUCAGAGUGAGACGGUCACCUACCGCUGCCGCGCACCUGCUGUGGAAGGCAGCGUACUGAACAUCGCCCAGCUACGGGCGGGACAGGCGGGCAGCGGGCGCGGCGAGCCGGCGCGCUCCGCCCUGCUGGCGCAUCGCGCGCUGCGGCCGCGACUGGUGCUGCGCGCGCUGCGCUGCGGCUGCUCGCAUCCCUGCCAGUGUCGGUACAACUGUUGCCUGCUUCAGUAG
This is a messenger RNA of Papilio xuthus (Asian swallowtail), 1670 nucleotides long. RefSeq lists its product as uncharacterized. The coding region runs from base 66 to 1670 and encodes 534 amino acids. The transcript is spliced from 11 exons. The record is from RefSeq and is a predicted model, not a curated record. NCBI's taxonomy places the organism in Eukaryota, Metazoa, Arthropoda, Insecta, Lepidoptera, Papilionidae.